Messenger RNA from Melanaphis sacchari, 1645 nucleotides. RefSeq names its product TOM1-like protein 2. Bases 1 to 1443 code for a protein of 480 amino acids. Gene Ontology annotation, molecular function: ubiquitin binding; clathrin binding; phosphatidylinositol binding. The record is from RefSeq and is a predicted model, not a curated record. Lineage: Eukaryota; Metazoa; Arthropoda; Insecta; Hemiptera; Aphididae. The transcript is spliced from 12 exons. Gene Ontology annotation, cellular component: endosome; membrane. Gene Ontology annotation, biological process: signal transduction.
AUGGCUACAAUAUUUGGUGUAUCGUUGAAUCCUUUUUCAACUCCUGUGGGUGAAAAAAUUGAAUUAGCAACUGAUGGGGGCUUGGCUUCUGAAAACUGGUCGCUUAAUAUGGAAAUUUGUGAUAUGAUUAAUGAUACAGAAGAAGGCCCUAAAGAUGCAGUUAAAGCAAUUCGUAAAAGAUUGCUUCAAAAUGCAGGCAAAAAUCAUAAAAUAAUUAUGUAUACCUUAACAGUUUUGGAAACAUGUGUAAAAAAUUGUGGUAAACGAUUCCACAUUUUAGUUUGCAACAAAGAAUUUUCUCAAGAUUUAAUUAAACUAAUUGGUCCAAAAAAUGAUCCACCAACCAUUGUUCAAGAAAAAGUUUUAAGUCUUAUUCAAAGUUGGGCAGAUGCAUUUCGUAAUCAAACUGAUUUACAAGGAGUUUACCAUGUAUAUAGAGAACUUCGUCAAAAAGGAAUUGAAUUUCCUAUGACAAAUCUUGAUACUAUGGCCCCAAUACAUACACCACAUAAAAGUUUUUCUGAAGAGCCUAAACCAGUAGUUGGUUCACAUUCUAGUGAUCAAACUAAUAGUCGUUCAAACAGACCUGAUCAACUUCAUAAACUGAAUUCUGAUUUGGAGUUAGUUCGUGGAAAUAUGACAGUGUUAAAUGAAAUGCUCUCAGAAUUAGUACCAGGAAAAGAAGAGGAAUCAGAUGUUCAACUUUUAACUGACUUGUAUACCACAUGUAAAGCAAUGCAAGAAAGAAUUGUUGAACUCCUGGCUAAAUUAUCAGAUGGUGAACUUACUGAACAGCUAUUAUUAGUCAAUGAUGAUUUAAAUAAUCUUUUUCUAAGAUAUAGCAGAUAUGAAAAGAAUAGAGAAGCAAGAUGUAAUACUACUUCUGUAGAUGGUCCUUCUAUAAAAACAACUGAUUUGCUUCAAGGUUUUAUUGAUGAGCCAAUUGCCACAACUUCAAAUCAAUUUUCAAAAUUAAGUAUUGAUAAUGAAAAGCCUAAACAAAAGCCGCCUGCAGAUUUGCUGACUAGUAUUCAUACAGAUGACUUUGAUAUGUUUGCUCAAUCUCGAUCAGUAUCAUAUGAAAACACAAAAGUUGGAGGAAGUAGUUAUGAUGCCAAUUUAAAGCCAGAUCAAGUCAACAGUUUAGCUUCUUUGACUCAAGCUCGAUCACAAAACGUGACAACAAAAGAUGAUUGUGCUCAUGAAGAUGUCAUCAGGAUGCAUAGUGAACAGGAUUUUGAUGAAAUAGCAGCUUGGCUCAGCGAAAAUCCAGGAAGUUCUACAAAAAUUGGAAAUGAAGUUGAAGAAUCUUUAUCAAGCAGUGAAUUUGAGAGAUUCCUUGCUGAAAGAGCAGCAGCUGCUGAAAAUUUACCCACAGGAAGCAAUGGAAAUGAAUCAAGACGUAACAAAGAAAAACAAGGCGAUACAAUGUUUGCUUUGUAAAUAUUUAAUUUCCUAGUCAGUAAUUGAAUAUUAAUCAUAAAUUUGUUAAGGUAUUAAUCCAUAUUAUUGCGUUUAUUCUAAAUUAAGAGAAACCAUAAUAUUUUGUAGUCCGUUAUCCAAAUCAAUUGUUCAAUCAUUAUUUUUAAAAUAAUCACAUAUUUUAAAGAUUAUAUAGAUAUUCAUUCAAUAAUAUUGUUCUUCG